CAUGUGGGAAUGCAUAAAUAUUUUCUCCUGGAGAAAGAAUUAAAAAUGUAAAAGGGAUAUUACAUAGAUGUGGAGUAGUGAGAGAGGAGGAAUAGCCCUGUUUAAGAAUUGACGUGCACAAAGGUCUUGCCAGGUGUCACUGUUGAGGAUUAAUGCACAUGUUUAGUAGAGGGGCAAGAAAAGAGGCUAGAGAGGAAACGCUUCAAACCUUGGCAAGGUGAAACGCAGAGUAGGAGAGGCAAGAAAAAGAGAGUACAGACAGUGGGGGAGUGGAGGAGUUAAGCACCCUGCUCUUCCAGCAAAGCAAGGAGAAGGAAGAGAAGAGUGAUAGAGUUUGAGAAGGAGGGAGAAGAGUCAUCUGGACAUGGGGAUUUGCGCUGUUCUCCUCAUCUGUCUCUCCCAGGUGGAACUGGGUAGAGUCUGGGCUCAAGAGCAUGAAGUUGGCAGGACUCUGCUGCAGGGCGAGGAAGAUCCCGGUCACAGAACCAAGAGGGACCAGCCAACUGAAGGAGGAGUUGAUAUCAGUCCCCUGCCAGACAACAUGACUCGCAUCGUGGUGGACUCACAGAAAUACUACACCUGGCAGAGUUAUGGCCCGUCUGACAAAAGAACUGAGGUGUUGUGGGUAGAUCUGGAUGGACUACACAAGAGCCAAGUCAGAAUUCAUGGGAUAUUAUCCAACACACAUCGACAAGCUGCGAGGGUGGCCCUGUCUUUUGAUUUUCCUUUUUAUGGACACUACCUGAGGCAGAUCAUCAUUGCCACCGGAGGAUUUAUCUUCAUGGGUGAGAUCACUCACAGAAUGCUGACUGCAACACAGUACAUCGCGCCUCUCAUGGCGAACUUUGACCCCAGCUUCUCCAAAAACUCUACAGUGAGGUACUCAGACAAUGGGAACCUAUUUGUGGUCCAGUGGGACCACGUUCGACUAAAAGACCGUGAGGAUGAAGGCUCUUUUGUCUUCCAAGCAGCGCUGCAUAAAAAUGGAACUAUUGCUUUUAACUACAGAGAAAUUCCUGUCCCUGUGGUGAAAAUUAACUCCACGGAACAUCCAGUGAAAGUUGGGCUCUCUGACGCGUUCAUGGCGUAUCUCCCCUCUGCACAGAUGUCAGAUGCGAAGCGGCGGACGAUCUAUGAAUAUCACCGGGUUGAGAUUGACACCACAAAGAUUGUGAGCAGAUCCGCGUUUGAGUUUACACCGCUACCCACUUGCCUUCAACACACCUCCUGCGACCUCUGCCUCACUUCCAAUGUGACAUCUGGGUGUGGAUGGUGUAACACACUUCAAAGGUGCUCUGAUGGAAUAGACCGACAUCGCCAAGAGUGGCUUGACUACAACUGUCCAGAGGAGGCAAAGAGCACCUGUGAGGACUUUAACCCAGACCUAUCAGAGACUUCUACAACACCUAUCAACCAUUCUACAGCGAGUCCAACUCCAUCUGCAGCUGAGUUCAAGGACCAGCAUGUCAAGAGUGGUUUACAGACAGACUCACCAGACCUUAUGGGCAUCACUGAGAACACAGCCAUCAUUGCAGGUGUGGUGGGAGCCUUGGCUCUACUUGUAGCUCUCACCUUACUGGCUGUUUACUACAUCAACACACACCCGACAGCUGCUCCGCCGUUCUACCUCAUGCAGCAGAGACGUUCCAACAACUACUGGCCCUCAAUGAAGUUCCGCAACCAGGAGUGCCACUCCAGUUACACUGAGGUCGAGCUGGGUCAUGAGAAGGAAGUCUUCAUUGAAGCGGAGCAGUGCUGUUGAGGGACAGAAUCACUCAGUUUGUGGACAGCUAAAGAACUGUACACAACAAAUGCAGACCACAGAGUGUACUGCAUCUAAGAUCCGGUGCAAGAAAGUUUACACUCCAGCUGUUUUUACAACUCUUAUGGUUGGUCAUCAAACAGGGAACUAGCCACUAUGCCCAAGAGACUUGGUUAACUCGGUUAAGAGAGAUAAAUGUUAAUCUGUACAUGUUUGGACUGGACGCCCUCAUACUGCAAAUCAAUGUACAAGUUGGCAUUUUUGUUGUCUUUUUGUUUCACCAUCAGAGUGAGGAUUGCAUUUAGUAACGCUGUCAAUUGUGAUAUGCAAAACAAUGUCUUUCAAAUUG
Synchiropus splendidus (mandarinfish) is the source of this 2111-nucleotide messenger RNA. RefSeq names its product plexin domain-containing protein 1-like. The transcript is spliced from 13 exons. The record is from RefSeq and is a predicted model, not a curated record. Lineage: Eukaryota; Metazoa; Chordata; Actinopteri; Syngnathiformes; Callionymidae. Bases 365 to 1762 code for a protein of 465 amino acids.